Molecule: messenger RNA, 1284 nt
Organism: Sardina pilchardus (European sardine)
Lineage: Eukaryota; Metazoa; Chordata; Actinopteri; Clupeiformes; Clupeidae
Product: beta-1,4 N-acetylgalactosaminyltransferase 1-like
Exons: 9
Coding region: 1-1284 (427 amino acids)
Biological process (GO): UDP-N-acetylgalactosamine metabolic process; UDP-N-acetylglucosamine metabolic process
Molecular function (GO): acetylgalactosaminyltransferase activity
Source: RefSeq, a predicted model, not a curated record
AUGGUUGUGGUACUUUUCCUGGUGUCGGCAUCUGUUGCCCUCAUCUUUGUGUGGAAUAACUUCAUAAUAACUUCAUUCACCAGUGAGGGAUAUGAGGAAAUCUAUGGGGAUGUUCAGACUUUCAUUGUGAAGAACACAAGGGAAACCACUGAUCUGGAUGUAGUGCUCAUCAGUCCAUCAAAUUCACCCCUCCAAUACCCUUCCCAUGGAUUCACUGUGGACCCUUUGAAGAAGACGUUCAUACCUGGGUUGGCUUUGAAUGCUCAUGGGAGGCAGGUUUACAAGGUGUCUCUCCAUGCGUCCCAUGGUGUGAUGGCGGUGGACAAGGUUCCACAGGGACAGGAAGUGAGGGGGCAGAAUCAGAACAUGCUCAAUAUCACCGCCACUAGCGAAGAAGACCUGAAUGACCUCCUGGCACACGUGACCUACACCAGUAAAGUGUACCUCUUAAAAGCAGGCGAUCUGGUGCACUUCACCUUUGAGGACCAUGAGGUCAUCUUCCCGAUCACAAUCAAGAAGCCUACACUCCCUGUUCUAUAUGACCUGGGUGAAGACAUUAAUUCUCAAGUGACCAUCACUAUAAAAACAUUCUUAAGAUACGAAGAGCUGAGGGUCUUGAUCAAAAGCAUCAGGGAAAGAUACCCGGAUAUUCAAAUCAUCAUUGCAGAUGACAGCCUGAAGACAGAAAAAGUGGAGGGCCACAACAUUGACCAGUACAUCAUGCCCCCAGCUCAAGGCUGGUUUGCUGGACGGAACCUAGCCGUCUCUCAGGUCACAACUAAGUACUUCCUGUGGGUGGACGAUGACUUCCAAUUCCUGAACGAGACCAAAAUUGAGAAGUUUGUGGAGAUCAUGGAGUCUGUGCCAGAGCUGGAUGUGCUAGGUGGGUCUGUUGGCAAGAACCGCUUCUACUUCACUCUGAAGCAUGAGGAGGGGGCGGAUGAGGAAGGUGGGUGUCUGACGCGUCUACGCAAGUUCCACAAACAGCUGCCUGGGUUUAAGGACUGCGUGCUAGUGGACGGCGUGGUCAACUUCUUUCUGGCCAGAACAGACACCGUCCGCAGUGUUGGGUUUGAUCCCAAGCUGAGAAGAGUGGCCCACUCUGAGUUCUUCAUGGAUGGCCUGGGACGUUUGCUGGUGGCCUCCUGCCCUAUGAUGGUUAUUGGGCACCAGCCAAAACAAGCCCACUCAGACUACAAAAAGUUCCGUAGACCAGGGAAAGGAGAUGUAAAUUCUAAACUGCGCCUGCAGUACUUCAAAAACCACCUGAAGUGUGUUGCAUAG